Acanthosepion pharaonis is the source of this 765-nucleotide messenger RNA. Lineage: Eukaryota; Metazoa; Mollusca; Cephalopoda; Sepiida; Sepiidae. The record is from the annotation of a GenBank genome assembly.
AUGUUUCCAUUUUUACCUGCAUAUAACGUUCAUCUAUAUUGCUAUUAUACAAGAGAACAACUCGAUCACCUUUUUGCCUUCAAAAUCCUCUUCCGUCGUACCUUCUAUACUGUUCUGCCUCAUCUGUUAUCCUCUUCUGCCUCACCUGCUAUCCUCUUCCGCCUCACCUUCUAUCCUCUUCCGCCUCACCCGCUAUCCUCUUCUGCCUCACCUGCUAUCCUCUUCCGCCUCACCUGCUAUCCUCUGCGCACUCACCCGCUAUCCUCUUCUGCCUCACCUGCUAUCUUCUUCCGCCUCACCCGCUAUCCUCUUCUGCCGCACCCUGCUAUCCUUUUCUGCCUGACCUGCUAUCCUCUUCCAUCUCACCUGCUAUCCUCUUCCGUCGUACCUGCUAUCCUCUUCUGCCUCACCUCCUAUCCUCUUCUGCCUCACCUGCUAUCCUCUUCUGCCUCACCUGCUAUCCUUUUCCGCCGUACCUGCUAUCAUCUUCCGCCGUACCUGAUAUCCUUUUCUGCCUCACCUCCUAUCCUCUUCUGCCUCACCUGCUAUCCUCUUCCGCCUCACCUGCUAUCCUCUUCCGCCGUACCUGCUAUCCUCUUCUGCCUCAUCUACUAUCCUCUUCCGACUCACCUGCUAUCCUCUUCUGCCGCAGCUGCUAUCCUCUUCCGCCUCACCUGCUAUCCUCUUCUGCCUUACCUGCUAUCCUCUCCCGCCUCACGUGCUAUCCUCCCCCGCCGCACCUUUGAGGGGCGCUGGACCGUUUGA